ACAGAUCAGUAACCGGAGAUGAAAAAUAUCUUUUAUGAUCUUGGUGUUCUUCGAGCAUUCCUGAACAGCAAGUGAGGUGGCUGGGUCACUUUGGUGGCCACACGUCCAAUGUGCCAAGAGUCGCAUUUUGUCAAGGAUACUUUGACAAAAAGCCAUACUUGUCUGUACAGCUGCUGGCAGAGUCUAACACGUGGUGUAAAGAAUUCCAAAUAAAUGCUCCCGCAACACGAGCAAGGGUGCUCAGGUGUGGGUUUCAGCUCCCCUCGGUGCAGGGCAGAGGUGCCGGCUGCGUCAGCGUUGGCAGAGCCGCGCCGGUGCCCCCGGGAAGGAAAUGAAACUCAGCGGGAAAUAGCAUCUCCGCGCCAUAGCCACACGGUCAGCCGUAAGGGAGGUGUCGGGGGUUCACUGCCGCCUCCGCCCGGGACACGGAGCGCGGGGGAGCCGGGAGCCAGGCGGGAAUUGCCAAGGCCGCAGCAAGGCCCGCAUGCGGGACCCGAGGCGUCCCAAGGCCUGCGCUGAAGCAGGGUCGGGGCCACACGCUCGGCACCUCGGCGUCCGCAGACGGCCUCCUGCAGGCGGGGCGCGGUGACGCGGGCGGUGCGCGCCAGGCCGUGUCCGGAGCCCCGGAAGCGCCGCGGCCUCGGCGCUGCCAGCGGCGGGAGAGAGCGGGGCGGGCCCGGCGCGGCGCGGGAGCGCGGCCCGGCCCCGCCCCGGCCCGAAGGUUCCCGAGGCCGCUCGGGUCAAAGCCGAGGGCAGCGCCGGCAGCGCCCCCCGGCGGUGGAGCGGCGGGUCCGGUGGUGCGGGAGGCGGCGGGGCCGCGGCCCGAGCGCGGCGCAGAAAUGGAGGGGAAAAAGCUUAUUUCUGCAACAGACACACAAUAUUCUAGUGUGCUCCUUCAGUCUUUGAAUGAGCAACGUGGCCAUGGACUUUUUUGUGAUGUUACAGUCAUUGUGGAGGACCGGAAAUUUCGAGCUCACAGAAACAUCCUUUCAGCCUCCAGCACAUAUUUUCACCAGCUUUUCUCAGUGGCUGGUCAAGUGGUUGAACUGAGCUUUGUGAGAGCAGAAAUUUUUGCAGAAAUUCUUAAUUAUAUUUAUAGUUCCAAAAUAAUCAGUGUUCGAUCUGAUUUACUUGAUGAACUGAUUAAAUCAGGGCAGGAGCUGGGUGUUAAGUUCAUAGCUGAUCUGGGCAUACCUCCGGCCGAAGGCAAAAAUGUGCCAAGCGAGGUCAAAGACAGUGCUUCAGAAACUUCAUCUUCUAGUCCAAAUCAAAGAGAUGCUGAAACACAGGUAACUGUAAUCAGGCCAGACGGUCAAGAGGCAACAGAUGGGAUGCCAGUUAUAACACAGUCAUUCUCCUUACAUGGCAUAGAGUAUGAGACUACCAAAAUUACAGUGAGUGAUUCGGAUGAGGAGGAUGAUGAUGUAAUUUUUUGUUCUGAGAUUGUUCCUCCAAAAGACUGUACUAAAGACAAAACUGCUGCAAGCCAGAGCCAGCCUUGCUCAAGUCCAGCUGGAGCUUCUGACCAAAAAUCCUGUGGCAGUGGUGGCUCCCCCCAUUUGACGAACACCACAGCAGCUCAGAACCUCACUUUGUCUGCCAGUCAGCUAAGCCCAAACCAAACACCAUCAGGUGCUGAAUCACUCGUGUCCGCAACGCCGCAGCAUUUUGCUCCUAAUAUCAUCGUGCUAAACAAGCCUCUGCUUAACUCAUCGCUUGGUGCCAGCUCCUUGCAUCAAACACAUGUGACUCCUACAAUUAAUUUACUUGAGGAGAACCAGCAGCCAUCCAAUAAUGGCUCCGUAACUGAAGUGGAAGCAACUGCUGUUGAUGAUGAAGUGGUUGUUGAAGAUGAUGUUGAUAUCAUUAGCUCCUCUAGUCCCGGUUCGGUCAGCAGCAGCUCUUUGGUUCAGCCACCUUCUGUUCCUAAGGCAGCGAGCCCUGAAGGAUCAGGUGUACAGAAAAAACAGGUUGUUACAUUUUCACAGGAGCCAUCUGCUAAAUCUGGAGAAUUUAAAAUAAAAAUCUCAGAUGUCCUUUCUGUAAACGACAAGGAGUUAAAUUCAGGUCUAACGUCAAAGAAUGUGGCAGAUGGGCAGAAAAUCAUAACAUUAGAUACAGCAACCGAGAUAGGAGGCUUAUCCACAGGCUGUAAGGUUUAUGCAAAUAUCGGUGAGGACACCUAUGACAUAGUCAUCCCUGUGAAGGGUGAUUCUGAGGAAGGGGAAGCCAAGCCUGAUGACACACCCAAAAAGUCUGGUGAUGAACCUCCAAAGGGGAAGCGCAUGAAAGUAAAGCACGAUGACCACUAUGAGCUCAUAGUAGACGGCAGAGUCUAUUACAUUUGUAUCGUGUGCAAGAGGUCGUAUGCCUGUCUGACGAGCUUGCGAAGACAUUUCAACAUCCACUCCUGGGAGAAGAAGUACCCGUGUCGCUACUGUGACAAAGUGUUUGCUCUUGCAGAGUAUCGUACCAAGCAUGAACUUCACCACACCGGGGAGCGAAGGUACCAGUGCUUGACGUGUGGCAAAUCUUUCAUCAGCUACCAAAUUACGGCCUCCCACAUAAGAUCGGUUCACAGCCAAGACCCUUCUGGAGACACCAAGCUGUACCGGCUGCACCCCUGCAGGUCCCUGCAGAUCAGACAGUACGCCUACAUCAGUGACCGCCCCAGCAGUGUCCCGGUGAUAAACGAGGGGGGAAUUGUCUAUCGUGUAGGCUCAGGGAAGGAUGGCACUGAAGGAACAACGUCCAACUCUCCAGCCAAACAAAUCACCUGGGAUGACAUUUUUGUUCCACAGGGAAGUGAGCCAAUUUUUAAACAAAACCCGUCAGAGGGAAGUACUGAAUUUGAGUUUGUGAUACCAGAAUCUUACUGAAAUGCUUGAAAUGCUGGAAAAAGGAUUCAGUGCAGGAGCAUUGCAUCCGUUUUAACUGAACGGCUGAAAUUGCUACAAAAUCAAAGGUUACAGUCAAAAUAAGUUAACUCAUUCUAAAAAGUCACCAAAUGGACCACUCUUAACUGCAGUGAUUUGUGGAUGCAAUUAAUUAGAAAAUUUACUUCAGUGUAAAGUAAGACAUUUCUAAGGCACUAGCCGUGUUUUCUGGUAUGUUAAAUUUGAUCAAACAUGAGGAUCUGUGGCUUGAAAAUGUACAAUUCCUUCUAAAGAGCUAGAAAUAUUUCUAAAAUAAUUGAGGUACUUCCUGUACCCAAAUUUACCAUGUAAACCCUUUCUUUCAUGUUAGCACUUUAAUACUGAAUUCUGUUUAGAUGUUAACUAAGAAAAUAGUUAGAUUUUUUUCAUCAUAGUCUCUUGGUCAUGGAACUAUUUAAAAAAAUAAUCCUACAACUUGUGAGCAAGGGGCCAAAAUACAUAAUCCCCUACUACACUGGAGUAGUCUGUUUUUGAGCUAGCAUUUUAGUUCUGCUUUUAUAAAUAUUAUGAAUCAUCUGUCUUCAUGCAAAAAGUCUUGUCAACAAGCAAUACUCAGUUAGGGCUAACUUGAACAAACUUUACUUACACUUUGACAGUGUGGUGAGCAAAGUAUUCAGUGUCCUGGACCAUGGUAUUUUACUCUUUGCAAUGAGAAAAAAUAGCGAAGAGGAACUAAAAUAUAAUGAUAAAAAUAUUAUUUGUUUUCAGCUGAAGACUUCUCAAAACUAUGAAUUCAUCUAAGUGCUGCAUUGGUUUAGCACUGAGACUGCUGAAGAUCUUGUAUGUCUGUUUGGCAAGAUCUUCAAGUGAAACAGGGAUUUGGAUUUCCCCCCACACUUGCCCCCAUUUUUACAUUUUGGAAGAUGAGGACUAAACCAACAACCAGAAAAUACCUUUUAUUCACCAUGACCCAAGGUAUAAUUUCUCUGCAGUUAAUUCGUUGUCAGCUGUUUCCAGAUUUGGGUUUAUUAUGUUGUUGUUUUAUUCUCCUUGCAAUUGGUGCCUGUUUAAGCAAUUAAAAGAUGAAUUAGAUGUCCAACUUGAUCAGUAAAUGGUAGAGAAAAACAGCUGCUUACUGGAGUCAUAGCUUAGCAUUUCAGAGUUAGUGACUUGUUGAUUUUUGUAAAUGAUAAUAUGAAAACUGCUCAAGUUCUAGAGGUGACUGAGAAAGACUAUUGUGCAUAGUACUAGUUAUGGAAACCUUUAAUUGCUUAAAUUGCAGUUACAGGUUUCUCUCUUCUUUUUCAUGUUUUAAGUUAGCAUCUUGAUUUUGUGACUUUCAAAGUUAAAGGUGUUAGACAUACAGUACUCUUCACAGAAAGGCACUUAAAUGGUAAAUGGUUCAAAUAUAGGUUGAGCUACAAAAAAGAUACCAGAAAUCCACGUGAGCAAUGAUGGGAGGAGGGUUUUACGUGGUGCAUAUGAUGCUCAGCACUUCUCUUUUGUCAGCCAAGAACACGAUACACUUGAUUAUUUGCAGGUCAUAUUGCAGACCCCUUUGAACACAAUGGGUCAUGCUUUAAAUAUGGGGUGUAACUGAGCUGGCAUUUCUGCAGUCAGACAUUAUCCUCGUGUGACAUCCGUGUGGAUCACCUGUGUCGGCUCUGCCACAGCUGGCUGGUGCUGUGGUCGAACUUCCUGAACUUUGUGGUGAGACAAAUGCAAUGUUAUUUUUGUUAUUGACAUGACACACGUUUAAUCACAAAAUAGUCUUGAGUUGGAAGGGAACCACAAGGAUCAUGGAACCCAACUCUCAAGUAAAUGGCCUGUAUGGGGAUCUGGAAUUAAGCAGAAUUAAACAUAGUGAUUAUCACUAUUUGCUGCUGUUAUAUUUAAACCUUAAAUUAAACUGUGCCUAGUAAAGGUCUCUUUUUGGAGGAAAACUGGAAAAUUAGGGCUUUGUAACUAUUUUCGCUAGAAGACUCGUGCUUGCAUGUGUCUCAGGGUCUUCAGUUUUCCUUGGAAGUGAUUUUGAUAUCCAAAGUCCAGAGGUAUGUAAAGCAUUUUUUUAAUUUCACUUCUGGUAUUUAUUGGUUUGAAAACAUGUUAAAUCCAUUAUUUGAAAACUUUUUAUGGGGCCAUGAAUAAGCUUUUCUAUUUAGAUUUCUGAUUAUUGCACUUAUAUUUGUGUUUUUGUUUGUUUUUGUAAGCAUUUAACUUCCAGUUUAACUUAAUGAAAAAACGUAUGUAAAUAUUAAGAAAUUGGCUUUGGGAUAAUGAAAUAAAAAGGUUGAAUCUGACAAAGCAUUUAUAUAGAAAUGAAAAAUUUCAACAUUUCAAAAAUUUCAUUUACUAUGCAUAUAAAACCAUUAACAGAUCCGCCGCAGAAUAUAGUAAUGGUGGCUGCAUCCUCACUAUCUGGUUUCUUUGGGGAUUCAUACCAUAACAUUCCACUAUGUGAACUACAUAAAUACUGAAUAACAUCUACUGCUUGUUUAUUUUGUUCUGUUAAGGCAUGCAGCUUCUAAAGAGAUGCGGAAGCUGACAACUAUAUACAUUGAAUUCUGAGUUUUGCAGGCAUUGCCUAGGAAAUGUUCUAUGUGGAACAUUCCUUGGUUUUCCCGGGUCUGUGAUGUAUAUAGUUGUACAGCCUUUCCUUAACAUACUUUUUCAAAUUAUGUUCUACUUUUCAUUAAUCAAUACAUGGUAUUAGUUCUUAGCGCUUUCUAUGGCAAAAAUAAAAAAGUUUAAUUCUCAA
Messenger RNA from Prinia subflava (tawny-flanked prinia), 5634 nucleotides. Its product is annotated as transcriptional regulator Kaiso-like. Gene Ontology annotation, biological process: regulation of transcription by RNA polymerase II. The record is from RefSeq and is a predicted model, not a curated record. Lineage: Eukaryota; Metazoa; Chordata; Aves; Passeriformes; Cisticolidae. Gene Ontology annotation, molecular function: RNA polymerase II cis-regulatory region sequence-specific DNA binding; DNA-binding transcription factor activity, RNA polymerase II-specific; protein binding. The coding region runs from base 840 to 2879 and encodes 679 amino acids. The transcript is spliced from 2 exons.